GCUACGGAGCGGACGUCUACGCCGUAGCGCAUCCAGAGACCUUGACACGAUUUAGCCCCGCCUGAUACGAAUUAGCAUUCGCGUAUUUAGCGUAUUAUCAAAUAAAAAUUAUGACAUUUAGCAAUUAUGAAACUGUAGUUCAAUAGUGCUUGUUUUUUUAGUGAUUGUGAACUGUACAUCGCGGUUUCUUAAGUUCUGAUCAACAUAAAAGAGAUGCGCUGAUCGGCACAAGAUGUCCGGUAGCGUGGUGUUGCUUGCGCUGCACAUCGCAGUCGCAGCGGCUGGGAAGUGUACUACUGGCUUCUCAGUGGUGGCGCCAGAGGUCGCUGUACCCGGGAAGACGACAGCUAUCCUGGUCACUCUGCACGGAAGAGCUGAAGAUGGUACUCUGGACCCUCUCAACGUGACUGUGAGACUCGAAACUCAAGAUGCUGACAAUGACGUCAAAUUGCUGACAACUGCGAGCCAAAUGAUUACAGGCUAUGGAAUAAUACCUCUCAAGAUACCGUCGUCGCCGGCGACUCACUGCACUCUGCACACCACGGUGGGCUGUGUCGGCAAUGAUGAAUGCACCGCCAAGAGUCACAGCAUCAUCAGACUGCUGGGACCAGUUCGGGAUGUGAUCGUCCGACCGGCAAGACAUCAUUACCGACCCGGGGAAACUAUAACUUUCUGGAUACUGGCGCUAGACCACGACCUUCGGCUGGUGAGAGACGAGAUCGCCUACAUAGCGCUCAGUGACCCUGCCGGUACUAAGGUCGCUAUUUGGGAUCAGCUUUCCAUGGACGAAGGUGUCCGGAAGCUGAGCGCCAUACUGGCUGCGGGUGCACGUUCCGGUACGUGGAAGAUCGAGGCGCGCUGCGGCGGCGGGUCGGCACGCGUCGACCUCACCGUGGGAACUGGGCUGGGUAGUGCUACUCCCGCUACGCCGGCCGCAGAGCAGCACUACGUUGAACUGAAGUUCGCUGACAGUAUGCGACGGAGAUACAAGCCCGGACUUCCUUUUGUCGGACGUGUCGAAGCUAUGAGCACGGAAAAAAGGGUUCGAGUCCGUGUUAAGCUCUACGACGAUAAGACCGACAUCUACAGCCAAGACAUUGACAUGUCUACUGGAGAAGGUGGCUUUAUCGUGCCGACUGUCAUGGCUGAUGCGCCUUACGUCAAUCUGCAGGCAGAGCUAGUCGCAGUGGAGGGGAAAGAAAUAGAGACCCACUACGUGUUGGCUCGCGAGCGCAUCCGACGUUGGAACUCCACUUCUAAAUGCUAUCUUCUGGUUGAAAACUUGCCUACGCCUUUACAGGCUGGUGGCAUAGCGAGUGCGAGCGUGUGGUCGUCAUGCGGCUGUCGGCAGCGAUUGCUGGCAGCAGUGACCAGCGGUGGGCGCGCCGUGCAUUGGGCGGCGGUGCCAGCGCCCAACCCGACCGACAACACCGACCUGUGCCGGUUCAACUAUACAUUCCCCGUGACAGCUGACAUGGCGCCGGUCAGCUCGCUGCUCGUGUAUUACGUCACGGAGACCGGGGAGCCUGUCAGUGACGUCGCCAGUUUCCACGUGCGACUGCUGCAUAAGGAGGUAGCGGUAGCAGUGGAAGAGCGACGCUGGUGGUAUCCGCGGGCAGCGCUACAGUUACGGGUGCUGGCGCCCACUGACUCCCUGAUGUGUUUGAUCGGCGCGCGCGCACCGCCUGACACGCGUUUUGAUGUCCAUCAGACGCCACCAGAACACGAAGAGCAGCCAGGCCCGGAGUUCGUAUCGGCAGGAGUGUCGUUAUUCGUCGGAGGCGGCGCCUGCGGCGGCGGAGUGCUGUACCGACAAAGGAGUGCCCCCGCCCCGCACCCCCCCGCGCACCUCGUGCCCCCUGCCACUCACGACCGGCUGUGGAUGUGGAAGUGCUUUAACUAUACUACGCAACUGUCAACCGACGGUGUCACAAUAGCAGCUCCCUCCGAAGCUGGCCGUUGGUCGCUGUGGGCUCUCUCACUGUCCAACCGUGGUCUCCGCUUCUCUGCCCCGAGGACCAUCAACGUAUUCCGCCCUAUACAACUGGACUUCGCCCUCCCACCAGCACUGAAGGUCGGGGAAACUGUGGAGGUUGAUGUGAAGAUCACCAAUAAUAUCAAUAAUUGCAUGGACGUAACCGCACUUCUAGCUCUUAGUUCUGGAGCAGCAUUCGCCAGUACUGGUGCUCUGUACGUCACAGAGCGCCUGCGACUCGGCCCACGCGGUGGCACGCAGCUGGUGGUGCGCGUAGCUGUCAACACUCCUGGACGAAAGAACAUUACAGUGGAAGUGACCGGAUACAGCGCAGACAACUGCUCAGUAUCCUACACGUCGUUCAACAACGAGACUCUAGUGGGCUCAGUCAUCCGCUCCGCCAGUGUGUUGGUCCUGCCUGAAGGGCUCCACAGGAGUGACACGCAGAGUGCAUACUUUUGUGCUAAUGAGCAUCUCGCAGUCUCUUCCCGUGGCUCAUGGGAGUGGCAAUGGGUGGCGGCGCCUCGGAACCGCGCGGGCCUGGUGUUGGAGCUGAGAGCUCAAGGCGCAGCACAUGUCGCCCUGUCCACUAUACGAGAGCCUUCCGACGACAUGUAUCGGAUUGUUUUUGAAAGGACUAGAGUGUGGAUUGCUAAGGGAAAACAUGGAUACGACGUCCACCUAGCCAGCGCGGAGCAGACGGAGAGUGACGAGGAGUGCGCGGGAGCCAACUCUUGGUGCGCGUGGUGGGUGUGGUGGGAGGGGGGCCGGCUGUCAGUGGGACGAGGCGCCGCACCCUCCGAGCGGCGGCUGCUGGUCUGGCCUCUAACUUCUGAUAUGAGGAUUAAAUACGUCGGAUUCAGCGCGCUCUGGGGCGAGAAGGCUGAUUUUAGAAUUUGGAACUUCAACGAAGAAGCGGGUUUCUCUCAAGUAUUAGAGCUAGGUCUUCCUCACGGGGUAGUUCCCGGUUCAGCGAGCGGAACUCUCCUUGUCUCUGGCGGCCUUCACCUACCGCUGUACAGCCUCCAAACAGAUUCCUCCGACCAAUGGGCAGACGUGUGGAGAGACUCUCAACUGUCAGCCGCGUCUGCAAGUUUGGCGCCGCUGUUAGCUCUGGAACAUAUUCCACAUUUGGUUGAUGAAAACGAACGGGAAAGGAUUUUGAAGAAAUUGCCCGAACAGGUUCAAAUAUUACUUUCAUUUCGCAAAAGUGAUAACUCAUUUAGUGACCACCCAGCUGUUAGCAGUCACCUAUCUACAAUAAAAAUCCUUGAGAUACUCAGCAAAAUACAAUCUUAUUAUCCAGUUGAUCCUAAUCUUUUACAAUCCAUCAAACAUUGGAUACAAUCGAGACAAAAUCCUGAUGGAUCCUUUACACCUUUACCGGCUGACAAAGAAGUUGAUUACUAUCCUGUGGAAAUUAAAAACUCUAAUAGUUCGGAAAAAGAAGUUGAUGUCAAUGAGUAUUACUAUUACGACAAAGAUGGAAACAUGACAAAAGAGGAAAUAGAGUGGGAAAGAACUGUGGAAGUUACUGCUGAGACAUUGGUUACUUUACUGGAAGUUGGAGUUGAAAAUCAACUAGAAGCAGAUAUAGCUAAGAAAGCUCAAACUUAUUUGGAAAAGAAUCUCUUCAACCUCACUUCUCCGGCUGCUCUAGCUGCAACUGUUUUAGCUCUUGUCUUAGCCAGGAGUCCCAUCGUACCAGAAGCAUUGGUUAUCCUCAGAAAUGCUUCAACUACAGAAGAAGGCGAAUUUGGAUGGCCAGCACCCAGGAAAGAUGCUGCAGACUGGCUCUUAGAAGAAACUUCAAGGAAUAUUAAGACGACUUCAUACGAAGCUGUAACAAUGGAGCAAUACGUAGCUGGUGUCCGAGUACUCCUCGCAGCCUGUGCUAGAGGAGCUCUAGCGGAGGGAGAAGCAGCGGCUAGGUUCCUAUACUAUCGCGCUUCGACGUUACAACGACAUCCAAGUCUAGCCUACAGUGCUACUAAAGCCGCCGCUCAGUAUGCUGCUUUAGCACAUGACAGACAUCGGGCCCUUACUGUAUCGCUUGCAACAGCAGGCAUGGAACUAACUGAUACGCUGGAGCUACGCGCUAAAACCCCACCAAGGCCUUUGCAACUGCCUGGGCUACCGACAAAAGUGUUUGUAUACGCUACAGGCGCAGGUUGUGCUACUGUACAGGGCACCAUAUCAUAUUCUACUUACACACCAAAACCAGCAAAUGCGCUGUUGAACAUUCGAGCUGGAAUAAUUGAAGAAAUCCACCCUGAGAGGAGCAGCAUCGAAGACUUGCAAGGAAAUUUGCCCACUUUAAUAAUUAAAACGUGUUUUAAGUGGAAAGGUAAAGAACGUUCCGGCAUAUUGCGGCUGGAGUCAUCACUAUUCUCAGGCUACGAACUGCAUUCAGUAAACCCAGUGGUAUUAGAUGGUGCAACGUUCGCUGACUUACACUAUGGCUCACGUGGUGAAUCAGUUUGGUUUGUCUUUGCCAAUAUAAGUUCUACGUGUCCAGUCUGUGUGACCUACGAGGCAAGAUCAAAGUUCGUCAUAACAAGUCUUCGACCAGCUUUCGCCAAAAUAUAUCCUUCUAGUCGACCCGAUUUGGCUGUGGAAACAUUUUUCCAUGCUACACCUGGCAGUCCCUUACUUCGAGGUAUCACUGAUGACGACUUUAUCACUUGGUUCGAUAAAACUCAACUUGCUAGUCUACAGUCCAGAGCAAAUAUAGACAAUAUUUGUGAAUGCGGACGCAUUUGCAGCAGAGAUUAUGAGUUUCGAAAAGAGUAUGAAAAUAUGCAUAAUAAUGUUAAUACUCGUGUACCAAAUAACACAACUGAUACAUUAAAUACAGAGUCUACGACAACAUUUGUAUCGCAAAGUACUGAAACUAUAACGGAAGAAUCGACUACUGAAACUGUAACAGAAAUUUCACCUUCUACUAUUGAGUUAGUCGCUAUGACAUCAAGUACUGGUUCUACCGCAAGUAUUUCUUCGAAUGAUAUGACUCCUUCCACAAGUUCAGAUAAAAUAACGAAUAAUUUUACUGUAAAGCAUAUUAAUGAUCCAAUUAUUAUUCCAACUAUUACCUACCAUAACGAUUCCGAAAACCAACAAAUUAGCAAUGAUAUUAAUUCAAUUAUUCCCAAAAUUAAUGGUGAGCUCAUAGUUCAAAAACUGCCGUUAGUUGUAAAUUAUGUAAAGAAAAUAGAAAUAAAGAAAAAACCAUUACCUAGGCGAAAAGGUACGCUUAAAGCUACUUAUGGAGAUAAGCAUGAAAGAUUUUUUGAUACAUUAAAACCAACGGUUGACCCAAACUUCAUUAAAACUAAAGCAAAUCUAUCAGACCAUAAUGAACUCACUAACAAAACAACUAUGACUAAAGUAGUUAAUAUUAGCGCGACAAAUCCACCACUCACUAAUCUGAAGGAAGAUACUACGGUUAAGAAAGAAAUGGUUUUCAGUACAACUAUAAAUAAUCUUGGGAAAGAAUUUUAUUUUACAACAAAACCUACCUUCAUAAUUACUCAAACAGAAACAACUGCCAUCCCGCACAAUAUAGCAGCUAUAACAAAAAGCAACAUAAAAACAAUUCAUUACCGGACGAAGAAGCCAAAGCCAAAAACACAAAUACGAAAGCCACAUAUAUAUUUCAAUCAAAGUACUGAGAAGCAUAUUGACGAUAACAAAACAGUAAAACCUGAAGUAAUAAAUAAGACUAAAAUUAAAGCAAUUUUGACUGAACAAUAUGUAGCUAAACCUCUUAAAUCUAUUAACAAGGAAAUUCACAAAAUGCCAUCUACACCGAUUUCCGAAACUUCAAAGUCUCUUAAUAGUCCUCCAAAAGUUGACAUUGCUCCUGAAAAUAGGGUUGGGUAUGAAAUAUUAGACAAAAAUAGCCUUUGGGAGUUACUCAAAGAAGGCCCUGAUCUGAAUACAUCGAAAAUUGAUGAUAAAGUUCAGGUUCAUAAUAGACUAAGUGACUUGUCAAAUUUAACACAAAAUAGCAAUCGCUCUUUAUAAACUUUGUUGUUAUAUAAUGUUUAAGGCACAAAGACUUCAGCAUAUUUUUAUAAUACUCACUCCCAUGUUCCAACGAAAUGUUAAUAAAUAAUUUAUAAAAAUUCCAUAAAAAGAACUCCAUGUCAAAGUAAUAAAGCACAUUCAUUGUUGAUUAUUAGAUCUGUAAUGUUGCACUAAUUGUCCAUACUUUUUUAGAAUAAUUAACUGUAAAUAGUGGAGUGUAUUAUGUAUAACAAAUCUAAUAAUAAAAAUAAAGAUGUGCUGUGAAUAUUUUGAUGUAUGUGUUUCGGUAUUAUAAGUAUGUACUAAGCCUGGUUUGAGUCAUUUUAGCAACGUUGUCGGGACGACUAUCCAUCUGCUUAAACUUAUGAUUUCAUAUUGACUGUUUCAAACAAAAAAUAUACCUAAUAAGUAACAGUAAAAAAUAAAUUAGAAACAGCUAGAAACGCCAAAUUAGAAAGCUAUUGAAAUAUUUCGUAUCCUAAAAUUUACUUCCUAAGAUUUAGUUUUAAAAAUAUUUACAUUUCUAUGAUAAGUCCAAUGGUUGUAAAGAUAUUUAAUUUUAGUAUAGAUGUGUAAGAUACAAUUUGUAAAUAUUUUCAAGUUGCCAAGCCCGAAUACCUACUAACUAUUGAUAGUUUUUCUAGUCCUAUGUCUUCUUAGAUCAUAUUCGUAUUAACCCUCUAGUGAUUACGAAACUUAGAUAUUAGCAUAAUUAUGCGAUGCCCCAGAAUUUCCAUCCGUCUAAUCUAUUCUUCUGUAUCUAUUGUAUGUAACGUAGUCUCUAUCGUAGCUGUUUCUAGAUGUUUUACGUUUCGUUUAAUAGAAAUUAGAAUAUUUGUUCUUAGUGUUACUUAUACCUACAUUCUACCUUUACCUUUUAGAAACUACUGUUCAAUUACGUUUAUGUUCAUUUUCUAUUAUAAACAAUUCAAAACUGCUUGCUUCUACUUAUUUCUGUAUUAAAUUGAUUUAGUAAAUUUCAUAUUCAUAUUUAAAAUACUCACUUCGUAAUCAAGUAAAUUAAUAAUGUAUUUAUUAUUUAAUUUUUUUAUACAAUCAUAUUUCAAGAUUUAUGAUAUUUGCUCUAGUUUGAAAAAUAUUUUACCCAUACUAUUUGCCAUUUCUUUCACAAAAAUUUACGGCUUGUAUUUUAUUGGUGUAGUUAAUUAGGUAUAAAAGUGUACAUUUAAGGUAAUUUCUAUAACUUCGUAUAAAUGUACGGUUGUAUGAAAAUAGGUGCUUGAGCGGAGGAUUCUCGUCAAUUUCGAUGUAAAAUAAAAUACAAUUUGAUGACUUAUUGUAUCAAAGUAUAGUUUUAAAAUUUUAAUUAAUUUUUGUGCUUACUCGUAAGCUAUAGUCACUUACUUAAUAAUACCUCGAUGUACUGACACAGAUUAAAUAGAAUGGACAAAAGAUA
This is a messenger RNA of Bicyclus anynana (squinting bush brown), 7421 nucleotides long. Its product is annotated as C3 and PZP-like alpha-2-macroglobulin domain-containing protein 8. NCBI's taxonomy places the organism in Eukaryota, Metazoa, Arthropoda, Insecta, Lepidoptera, Nymphalidae. Bases 233 to 6001 code for a protein of 1922 amino acids. Gene Ontology annotation, cellular component: extracellular region. The transcript has 25 exons. The record is from RefSeq and is a predicted model, not a curated record. Gene Ontology annotation, molecular function: endopeptidase inhibitor activity.